CAAAAUGUCGCCGAGAGUGCAGUAAGUUUCACAUGUAGAGCCCUUUUUCAAGUUUUGCUCAUCGACCGCUAAACUUCUAAUUAUUUUUUUAAAUGAAUUAGAGUCGUAAAUUGUUUUGAGGUUUCUCUCGUGUCUAUCUGGGAGUCAUGAGCAGCUGCUCCACCAGCCAGACCCCUGCUCGCAGCUUCGCAGCAAUGUCCAGCCCUCCUCCGUCCUCCUCUUUAUCACUCUCGACCGACAUGCUGGACUCUGCUGCAGAGCAGAUGAUGGUCCACAGGAACUUCCACGCAGCUUUUGACACAUGCCAGAAAGGUCUGGAGAGCCUGGCGAGUGCGGAGUCAGAGGACAACAGAUGUGGAGAAUUAAAGGCUGGUUUCUGCAUCUUGGGGAUUCAGGCUCUCGCCGAGAUGAACCAGUGGAGCGGUGUCCUUUGCUGGGUCCUGCAGCAGUAUGAACAUCAGGAGGAGAUCCCAGCGAAAAUCAUGCAGAUGUGCAUACUUCUGUACUCCAAGGUUGGCGAGCCCGCUGUGAUGCACGAUGCAGCCAGAGUUUGGUUGCACAGUCCACUAAAAUCCAGAGUAGCUGGUUUCCGGACAGUCGCAGAGUUAUAUCUGCUGCACAUACUUGUGCCACUUGGACAUUUAGAGGAGGCACAGGAGUUUAUUGAAGGUGAGGUUGGCGACGCUGCAUUCCUGGACCAGAAACAAACAGCGCUGGACAUUGUGCAUGAAAAAGCACAGCAGAAUCAAGAGCCAUCUUCAAAUCCCAGUUCAGAGUCUGGAAAUGCUGCACAUCCUCCGUCGAUUCAAGGUGGGGUCAUCCAUAAACUUGCAUCCAUGGUCACGUUUCUGUACAGAAAACUACUGUUGUCCGGCUCUGGCUCUUUCUCCCUCCGGAGGUUCUUCCUGGCAGCUGUUCUCCUCUACAUGCUUUUAGUCCGAAUGGAUCCAGCUCUGCCUUCUUCAUUCAUGUGGAUUUCCAAACUUCUCCAGCUGCUCAAGCAGAUGUGGAGAGCCAUGUUUGCACCGUAUUAUCAGGCUCUUAAUUAAAACGAAGGACUGUGAGAAUCACAAUGGGUUGUUUCAAUUCCCUCUUACUUCACUGUUUUGUAGGGGUAUGUGUAGUUUCCUGAGUCUCCCAACAUCAAUCACAUUAACAACUUUACUUUGGUCACAUUUCAUUUUAUUUCUUUUCUGGGAGAAAACACAGCUAAUGUAGAAAUGAUCCACAGACUAUCAGCAACAGAUUGUUUUACCUGUUUUUUUGUUUACAUCGCUAAAUUUACAAAUAAUGUAUCUCUUCUUCAAGUUGUUUAUGAAUCUCUAACUAAUCAUUUAGCCAUAACUCCAGCACAAGACUCAGGCCAUCAGGAUUGCAGCUUUAUUUCAUCAUGGAGUGGUUUGUAUGACCACAUGAGAAGUUAAAGUAUGAGUAAAGUAAAGUACUUAAUUUUAUUAUUAUUAAUUAUCUUAUGUUUCUGUUUUGUUUUUGUCUGUUGUAUGUUCAGUUAGUCUG
Molecule: messenger RNA, 1515 nt
Organism: Cololabis saira (Pacific saury)
Lineage: Eukaryota; Metazoa; Chordata; Actinopteri; Beloniformes; Belonidae
Product: peroxisome assembly protein 26-like
Exons: 5
Coding region: 147-1049 (300 amino acids)
Biological process (GO): protein import into peroxisome membrane; protein import into peroxisome matrix
Cellular component (GO): peroxisome; peroxisomal membrane
Molecular function (GO): protein-containing complex binding; ATPase binding
Source: RefSeq, a predicted model, not a curated record